This is a messenger RNA of Homarus americanus (American lobster), 912 nucleotides long. RefSeq lists its product as uncharacterized. Gene Ontology annotation, molecular function: nucleic acid binding. Bases 1 to 912 code for a protein of 303 amino acids. The record is from RefSeq and is a predicted model, not a curated record. Lineage: Eukaryota; Metazoa; Arthropoda; Malacostraca; Decapoda; Nephropidae. The transcript is spliced from 2 exons.
AUGUAUAAGUCAGUGUCCCUGAACAGCCAAGUGAUGCAAGGGUCAGACCUCAACAACAAAUUGAUGAGAGUCCUCAUUAGGUUCCGCCAAGAAAGGGUGGCACUCAUGGCUGAUAUCGAGGCUAUGUUCCACCAGCUACUGAAAGGUGUGGCGUGGUUCCGGAGGUUCAUACAGUGGCGCUUCAGCAAUCCAAAGGAAGAACAUCACCAAGAAGAUCGACUGAAGAUCAGCGAGUUGGAUGAGGCAAUAUUAGCUGUCUUGAGCCUGAUACAAAGGAAGGGAUUUCCUCACGAGAUGGAUGCGCUGGAACGAGGACACUCCAUCAGGACUGGUGACGUAAGCAGACUGGAACCUUACCUGGGUGCAGACGGCCUGUUCAGAGUAGGUGGCCGACUGAAGCGUGCUGCUCUGGAUCCAGACCAAAGGAGCCCCAUACUGUUACCCAGGGACAAAACCACAGAACUUAUCGUACAAGAGGUACAUUCGACCAGGGCUGGCCACUCAGGACACGAGCUCAGUCUAGCAGCGUUACGCAAGACAUAUUGGAUACCCAAGUGCCGUAAGUUGAUCGACCGCGUACUACGUACGUGUGUAAUUUGUCGAAGAAGCAAUUGGAAGCCUACCCACCAACGCCGAGCUGACCUGCCAGAGGACUGGGUACAUCCAGAAGAUCGGCCAUUCAUCCGCACCGGAGUCGACUGUUUUGGUCCCUUCAUGGUUAAACAAGGCCGGGCCCGGGCGAAAAGAUGGGGUUGCUUGUUUACAUGUCUGGCCACCCGAGCUAUACACAGACUCAUUCAUCAACGCCAUGACGAGGCUCACAUCCCGCAGAGGACCUCCCUAGCGCAUCAGACCCGACAAUGGAACCAACAUGAUUGGAGCGAACAGAGAACUUCGGGAGGCGGUGAGUAA